This is a messenger RNA of Rubroshorea leprosula, 835 nucleotides long. NCBI's taxonomy places the organism in Eukaryota, Viridiplantae, Streptophyta, Magnoliopsida, Malvales, Dipterocarpaceae. The record is from the annotation of a GenBank genome assembly.
AUAAGUGGCAGAACCCUCAAAUCACCCCCUGACAAAUAUGGGUAGGGACGGAUCCACCCCUCAAAAAAAAGCAGGGACAAAUGACACCCCAAAAGUAUCGAUCUUCCCAAAUCGAUCAUUAUCUAACGGGUGACGUCAUCACCGUCACGAUCUCCGUUUAGCCCAUGACAGCGUGUCGUUUUUUUACACGCUGGAUGCUGAUGUGUACCAAUUCCGCUCUUGAGGAAAAAAAUGGGGAAAUUACUUUGUGAUUCAACAACCAUUGCGGAGACUUUUCAAACUUCAUCACCGAACGUGUCAUGGAGGGAACCACAGUCAUCGGAUUUAGAGGCCGUGGAUCUCGUUGACCAGACAGAGGUAACAACUAUCGCGGCGGCAACGUGGGACGAUGUGGUUGGGCUCGAGGACCAGCAGAGACGGCACCUACAGAAGCUCCAUGCCAAGGGAGUUCUCUGGAAGCAGCCCAGGGAUCACGGCUCUGCGGUCGUGUUCCGGCUGUCGCAUGGAGGUGAGGUUUCGCCGGAUGGGAACUGCCUAUUCACCGCGUCGCAGAGGGCUAUGGCUCGUGAGAUUGAUGCGCGGGAGCUCCGGAGGCGGGCGGUGAAGCUGUUCGUGGAGGACCUUGGAUCUGUUAUCGAGGAUGAGAGAGAGUCGAUAAACAAGGUAAUUAGGCAUAUGUACUCGCCAGAUCUGAGGAGCGGAUGGCGUGUUCAUGUGGUUCAAGAGGUUAAGUUGUUGGCCAAGAAGAAGGAUCGCGUAGCCUUGGACUCGGCCAUUGACGAACUCGUUCAGCUAGGAAUGCAGAGGUAAUUUUUUUUAGAUCAUAACUUUCUUG